UAAUAAAGGGGGACAACACUGUAUUUCUCAACAAGAAAUGCAUUAACAGUUCAUUUUCCUUACCUGCUGCAAUUAAUAAACAAGGGUUGGACGUUGAUGAUGAAAAGAGACACAGUAUUAUUCAGUUGGAUUUUUAUCUACCUCACUCGUUGUGAAAUAUUUACCUACAGAUCAUGUCCAGAUGGCUGGACACUCCUGAACUCAAAAUGUUACACAUUUAAUACAGGAUGGAAUGAAUGGUCCGAUGCCUCCAGGAAAUGCAGUAAUCAGACUGCUCACCUUAUUAUCAUAGAAAGCAUAGAAGAAAUGCUGAGCGUAGGAAGUUAUUUGCAACAUCUUUACUCCACCACUACCUUAUGGUGGACAGGGUUGAAAAGGGAAGGACUAACUGGUGACAACUGGAACUGGCUGGAUGGAUCAGACGUCAAUGAGAGUGUCACGAAAUGGACUGAUUCCAGGGCAGCCUUCGGAGAUUUAGCUGCUGCUCUGAUUUUGACCUAUAGUCCAGUAUUCAUAACCUCAAUGCUCAUGUCUACAAAGGUGCCGUCUGUUUGUGAAUUAAAGAACACUAUACUGUCCGACGUCACCUGCUCAGAAGGCUGGACCAAACUGGACACUCGCUGUUAUCUGUUUGUACCGGUACAAAAGACCUGGCUUAAUGGUCGAAAGUUCUGCAACGAUAUGAACUCUGAGAUUGUCAGCAUCAGUAGCCCAGCUAUAUACGAAACUCUACAAAAACAUUUGGUCCAUACAUAUUCUAAUUUGAAGAGAUGGUGGCUUGGACUAAGCUGGAAUGAAUCACAAACUCCCAGCAAUUGGAAAUGGCUGGAUGGAUCGGAUUUGGAUACCUCAAUAACACCAUGGACUGACCCGUCACAAUCAGCCUGGCUAGGCCAAAUGGCAGGACUGGCUGAAAUGACGUCAAACAAACUGUUUUUGAGAACAGAGUCUAUGACAUCACUAGAACAUUUCAUUUGUCAACGUCCGCUGGAUCAGGAAACUACAACAAUCACAACAGUGGCGGCAACAACAGAAGCGACUACAUCAUCAGGAAAAAUCCCAUUAGACACAAAUAUCAUCUCAGUGACGACAGGUACACGAGAGACAACCACAGCCUUGACAACAACCACUUCAGUGACAACAAGCAAAUCAGAGACGACAAGUACAAGAGUGACAAACACGACAAGCCAAGCAGAGUCAACAACCAAACUAGAGACAAACACAUCAAAUAUAACAACCACACUAGAGACUAACACAUCAAAUAUAACAACCACACCAGAGACUAACACAUCAAAUAUAACAACCACACCAGAGACUAACACAUCAAGUAUAACAACCACACCAGAGACUAACACAUCAAAUAUAACAACCACACCAGAGACUUAUACAUCAAAUAUUACAACCACAAAAGAGACAAAUACAUUAAAGAUAACAACAACACCAGAGACAAACACAUCAAAUAUUACAACCACAAAAGAGACAAACACAUCAAAUAUUACAACCACAAAAGAGACAAACACAUCAAAUAUUACAACCACAAAAGAGACAAAUACAUUAAAGAUAACAACCACACCAGAAACAAACACAUCAAAUAUAACAACCAUACCAGUGACAAACACAUCACAAAUAAUAAUAACCACACCAAAGACACACAUAUCAAAUACAACCACACCAGAGACAAACAUAUCAAAGAUAAAAACCACAUCAGAAACUAAGAUAUCAAAGAUUGCAACCACACCAGAGACUGACAUAUCAAAUAUAACAACCACACCAGUGACAACCACCUAUGUAAUGACAAUCACACCAGAGAUAACAACCACACCAAUGACAACCAAACGUACAAUAACAACCUCACCGACGUCAACAUCCACUAAAAGGUCUUUCAAUAAAACAUUACAAGACCAGGGGUGUACCUUAACUACAACCCUAGCCUCAACAUCCUCAUUUACAAUGUCUACAACAACCACACCAGCAAUAACCAACCAUCGAUUCUCAACCACUCCGACGACAUUUUCACUUGGUAAGAACAUUUUGUGGUUGUGGUAACAAUUUCAACUUGCAACGGUUUGAAAGAUUUUUAUUUCGACAAUUAGAAAAAUCUUUUAAAAUUGCAAAAUGUAUUUAUUUAAAAAGACCGCUAGAGA
This is a messenger RNA of Biomphalaria glabrata, 2144 nucleotides long. RefSeq names its product mucin-2-like. The coding region runs from base 97 to 2046 and encodes 649 amino acids. The record is from RefSeq and is a predicted model, not a curated record. Lineage: Eukaryota; Metazoa; Mollusca; Gastropoda; Planorbidae. The transcript is spliced from 9 exons.